CGCCCACAACGUUCCGGGCUUCCGUUUCCGCUUUCCGGGUAGCAGCUCGUGCUGCUUUCCACUUUCUCCAGAAGAAACAACGGCCUUGUCUGUGCCUGUGGAGGGGAAUGCAGUGAGUUGACAGUAGUCUAAGUGAACUAAGUAGUCCCUCACGGACAGCACAGAUAACGUUUCGAUCAACUGCUUUAUCAUUUAGAUUCGGCGGCGAUGCCAUCCAGCCUGAGCUCGGGCAGCCCCGCCGCGGGCCUGAACGAGGUGCUGGAGAACACGGGCCGGCUCGUCGACAGGCACCUGCAGGACGACCGCUGCUUCCCCGACCUGUCGGAGCUGCUCAACGUGCCCGCGCACAACAUGCCGUCCAUCUCGGGGGUGUCGGACAUGGACUACCCCCUGCAGGGCCCCGGGCUGCUGUCCGUCCCCAGCCUGGCAGAGCUGAGCUCGGUGCGCCGGGUGCCGCUGCCCCCCGAGCUGGUGGAGCAGUUCAGCCAUAUGCAGUGCAACUGCAUGAUGGGAGUUUUCCCCGAGAUCAGCCGGGCGUGGCUGACCAUCGACAACGACAUCUUCAUGUGGAAUUACGAGGACGGGGGGGACGUGGCCUACUUCGACGGGCUCAGUGAAACUAUCCUGUCUGUUGGGCUGGUGAAACCAAAGGCGGGGAUCUUCCAGCCGCACAUCCACUUCCUGCUGGUCCUGGCCACCCCCGUGGACGUGGUGAUCCUGGGGCUCAGCUUCUCCAAGGCACAGACAGGGCUGAACGACAGCCUGUCGGGGGCCAUGCAGCUCCUGCCGGACCCGCUGUACUCCAUCCCCACGGACAACACCUACCUGCUGGCCGUGGCCUCCACCGAGCUGGGCCGCAUCUUCCUGGCGGGCAAGGACGGCUGCCUGUACGAGAUCGCCUACCAGGCCGAGGCCGGCUGGUUCAGCCAGCGCUGCCGCAAGAUCAACCACUCCAAGAGCAGCCUGUCCUUCCUGGUGCCGUCCGUGCUGCAGUUCUCCUUCUCCGAGGACGACCCCGUCGUCCAGAUCGCCAUCGACAACUCCCGGAACAUCCUCUACACGCGCUCAGAAAAUGGCGUUCUGCAGGUGUAUGACCUGGGAGUGGACGGCACUGGGAUGAGUCGGGUGGCGGCCAUGUCGCUGAAUUCCAUCGUUGCCGCGGCCGGAAACAUCGCCAGGACCAUCGACCGCUCCGUGUUCAGGCCCAUCGUGCAGAUCGCCGUGAUCGACCUGUCAGAGUCCUCCGACUGCCAGCUGCUGGCCAUCACGCACGCAGGGGUUCGCCUGUACUUCAGCACCAUCCCCUUCCCUGUCCCGAACGCCAAACAUGCCAUGGCCCGGCCCAGCCUGCUGGCCCUGGUGCACGUUCGCCUGCCGCCCGGCUUCUCCGCCUCCUCCACCAUGCAGAAGCCCGCCAAGAUCCACAAGGCCUUGUACAGCAAAGGAGUUUUGCUGAUGGCAGCUUCCGAAACGGAGGACAGUGACGUUCUGUGGUGCAUCAACCACGACUCCUUUCCCUUUAAGAAACCCCUCAUGGAGGCUCAGAUGACAAUGAACAUAGACGGCCACUCCUGGUGUCUGUGCGCUAUUGAGGAGGAGAAAGCAUCCAAAAUCUCCACCCCCCUCAACAAGGACCUUAUUCCCCUCACGGACUCCCCCGUGGUCGUCCAGCAGCACAACGUCCCGCCACAGAAGUUUGUCCUCCUCUCUGCUAAGGGGAGUCACAUCUUUCACAAGCUGCGGCCGGUGGACCAGCUGCGCCACCUGCUGGUCAGCAGCGCCAGCGGGGAGGGCGAAGAGAUCGAGCGAUUCUUCAAAUUGCACCGGGAGGACCAGGCCUGUGCCACGGCGCUGAUCCUGGCCUGCUCCAGCGCCGCCAGCGACAGGGAGGUGUCCAUUUGGGCCACCCGGGCCUUCUUCAGGUAUGGCGGAGAGGCACAGAUGCGCUUCCCCUCGGCCCUGUCGGCUCCCAGCAAUUUGGGGCCCCUCCUGGGCUCCCCUGUCCCAGGAUCCCCGAUGCCUGUAGGUAGUCCCCUUCCUAACGCCAGUUUCCUAGCCACGCCCAUGCCAGGAGUGAUGCCUCCCAGCGUGUCCACGCCCUUCCUCCCUCCCUCUGCGCUGCCCCCUGGUGGCGGUCCAAUGGCGGUGUCCUCGGGCCCGGAGGUGGUGUUCUCUGGCAAGCACAACAGCAUCUGCAUCUACUUCACACGCAUCCUGGGGAACAUUCUGGAUGGGAGUCUGGCUGUGGAGAAGGCUGUCAGUAAAGGAAAUCAGGUUGUCAGCGUGAUGGAGAGCACGGUCAGCUCGGCUGACCUGCAGGAGGUGCUGUUGGAGCUGCGGGGGCUGAAGGACUUCCUGGAUAAGAACUCCCAGUUCAGCCCCUCCUCCCUGGGCUCUGCCAGCUUCAGCUCACCGGGCAACCUGCAGCAGAGGCUUCUGGGAUUCAUGCGCCCGGAGAGGGGCGGCUCCCAGCAGGUCCAGCAAGAGCUGCAGAGGAAGUACCACACUGAGGCUCAGGCGUAUGAGAAGGUCUCUCUGCAGGGGAUCCAGCAGCUGGUGCAUCGGUCCUGCCAGACCCUGGCCCUGUGGAAGCUGCUCUGUGAUCAUCAGUUCAGCCUGAUUCUGGCUGAGCUGCCAAAGGAGUUCCAGGAGCAGGUGAAGGGCAGCAGCUUUAAGGACGUGGUGAUCCACGGGCGGGAGCUGACCGGGGCGCUCAUCACGGCGCUCAUCAACGUCUACAUCAAGGACAGCGCCUCGGUGGACGCCAUCAGCGGGCACCUGCGCGAGAUCUGCCCCGUGCUGUACAGCAGCGAGGACAGCGUCUGCUCCAAGGCUAACGAGCUGCUGCAGAGCUCCAGGCAGCUGCAGCACAAAGUGGAGCGGGAGCGCACGCUCAGAGAGUCCCUGCGCCUCUAUCAGCAGAUCAGCCACCACACCGACCUGCCGCUGGUCUGCGCGCAGUACCGCCAAGUGCGGUUCUAUGAGGGCGUGGUGGAGCUCUGUCUGAUGGCCGCUGAUAAGAAGGACCCUCAGGGACUGGGGCUGCACUUCUACAAGAACGGGGAGCCUGAGGAGGAUGUGCCAGGACAGCAGUCCUUCCAGGAGAGGCUGUCCAGCUAUAAGUGCAUCACAGACACCAUGCAGGAGCUGGUGAACCAGAGCAAGGCUGCGCCUCAAUCUCCCAGCGUCCCCAAGCAGCCAGGGCCGCCCGUCCUGACCUCUGACCCCAACAUGCUGAGCAAUGAGGAUGCUGCUGCCCACUUUGAGCAGGUGAUCAGCCUGGCACAGAGGUCUCAGGACGAGCUCUUCCACAUAGCUCUGUGCAACUGGCUCAUCCAGGCCGACCUCACCGACAAGCUGCUGGAGGUAAAUUCUCUGUUCCUGGAGGAGCACCUGAUGCACAUGAUCAAGCAGAACCAGAACAAAGUGCGCAACAUGGACCUGCUGUGGCGCUACUACGAGAAGAACCGCAGCUUCAGCAAAGCAGCGCACGUCUUAGCGCGGCUAGCGGAUAUGCACAGCACGGAGAUCUCCCUGAAGCAGCGGCUGGAGUACAUUUCCCGGGCCAUUCUGUCAGCCAAGAGCUCCUCCUGCACCUCCGCCCAGGGGCCCGACGGGGAGUUCCUGCACGAGCUGGAGGAGAAGAUGGAGGUGGUGCGGAUCCAGAUGCAGAUACAGGACACGCUGAGCCGGCAGUACUCCUAUCAUCCCUCCGUGCAGACGGCCAUUUCCCAGCUGGACUCUGAGCUCAUGGACAUCACCAAGCUUUAUGGCGAGUUUGCGGAUCACUUCAGGCUGUCGGAGAGCAAGCUGGCCAUCAUCCACUGCGCCGGGCACUCCGACCCCAUCCUGGUGCACGCGCUCUGGCAGGAGAUCAUGGAGAAAGAGCUGAGUGACAGUGUAGCGAUGAGCCCGGCUGACCGCAUGCGGGCGCUGAGCCUGAAGCUGGUGUCCCUGGGGAAGAUCUACGCUGGCACACCGCGCUACUUCCCCCUGGAGUUCCUGGUGAAGUUCCUGGAGCAGGAGGUGUGCCGUCUCAACUGGGACGUGGGCUUCGUCACCUACACCAUGCAGGAGAUCGGGGUGCAGCUGCCCGGCCUGCUGGAAGUGUACGACCAGCUCUUCAAGACGCGGGAUCCGUGCUGGCAGCGCCUGAAGAAGCCCCUUCACCUGGUGGAGUGCAUCCAUGUGCUGCUCUCGGGGUACGUGGAGGACCCCAGCCGCGUGCCCAGCUACGACAGGCGAAGGUUCACCAACGUGUGCCUGGACAACAUCUGCGGCUACCUGGUGGAGCUGCAGUCCCUGAGCCCCAGCGCCUCCCUGCAGCACAUCAUCAACAACUUCAAGUCCCUGCAGGCCAAGCUGGAGAAGGUGCACUGAGGCUGACGGCCGUGUGACAGGGGAGGCCUCGUUUCGGAAGUCUCCUUUGAAGAUUCCUCACUAGCCAAGCACAUACGAGAGGCCUCGUGUCCAGCUAGCCUGCACGUACGCUAGCACUCACAAUUGCCCUUUAUGACGCAUCAGCGUUAGCCGGGCUAGCACGUCCUUGUUUAUAGAUUGGGUUACUAAUGGGUGCUUUUCUGGUGCAUGCUGCUGAACUGUCUCUAUGUUGACUGGCAGGAGGACGUGGCACUGCCCUACUUAAUGUCCCGUUUGUGUUUCUCAUGAAAUGUAUAAAGAACAUGCAGAUUUGUACGAGACUUGAAACUCGAUAGGCCUUUUAUGUUUUUAACGUACACCUGAUUUUGAGUGUGUACCCAACACUGAACAACCGUGCAGACUCAACUACCACCUCAAAAAUAUGUGAUUCAGUCUACUACUUGCUGUGCUUGGAAAACCAUUUUGUUGUAACAGGUAAAAAAAUAACCAGGAGAGAAAGCAGAAGAGCGUUUUUGUCAGGGUCAAGUAAAAGCCCUGGUGAAUGAUUUUAUAAAAAGCAUGCCUAUCCCAAAGCAUCAGCAUUCUUUAUGUAUUUAAUUUUUGUUUGCAUGGACAUACGCCACUGGUAGGUUUAAAGGGCUAUCGUUAGUAUAUUCUCAGUUUGCCUCCUCAAGGGUUAAAAUAUGUAAAUUAUUUUUAUAUAUGCAAAGAUUAAGAAAAAAAAACGAAGCUCAAUUUGACAUGAACUGAAGUAGUGUCAGGAUACUCUUUGUGGAAGAACACAGGGCUGGGGCCUAGGUCAUUCAUAACGUACCUGCAUUGGCACAAUGCUCUCCAGGAGCUUUGCUUUGUCUCAGCUGUGGUCCUGCUGUCUCCAGUCCAGUGGACCUUCGUGUUAACGGGAACUAGCAGCUCGUUUGACGUUUCUCCAUUGGUCAGAGAGCAAGCGUGUGCUCUGGAGAAGCACCCAGUCCUCCGUGAUGUUAAGGCUUCAGUGUACCACUGAAUCUGAAGAGUCUCGGUCUUUGUUGAUAGUUUUUUGAAUCAGCGGCACUUUCAAUUCUUGAUAGAAGUGUGCUGCAUUCCACCUCCAUCUUGUCUUAUCUUGAGUUCUUUUUUGGCGUUUCAUUCUAAGCCAGGAAUUUACUUGUUAAAUUAAGAAUUUAAAUUUACUUGGAUUAAAAUGCGUUCCUCGCUUAACUGAAUAGUGUUUGGCCAUCGCCAAAUGUAGUAUUCGGUCAAGUGGUAAAUGAAUAAAGGUUAUCUGCUUUACAUAAACCUUUUUUUCAGUUUUGUAUUGUAUUCUUGUAUUUUUUAUAUAGAUUAUUUGUAGAAAAUCUGAAUAAUAAAAAACAUAAAUCUACAAA
This is a messenger RNA of Anguilla rostrata (American eel), 5747 nucleotides long. RefSeq names its product nucleoporin 155 (gene nup155). Gene Ontology annotation, biological process: transcription-dependent tethering of RNA polymerase II gene DNA at nuclear periphery; protein localization to nuclear inner membrane; RNA export from nucleus. Gene Ontology annotation, cellular component: nuclear pore; nuclear pore inner ring. The transcript has 35 exons. The record is from RefSeq and is a predicted model, not a curated record. Gene Ontology annotation, molecular function: structural constituent of nuclear pore. Bases 208 to 4380 code for a protein of 1390 amino acids. NCBI's taxonomy places the organism in Eukaryota, Metazoa, Chordata, Actinopteri, Anguilliformes, Anguillidae.